Messenger RNA from Drosophila serrata, 837 nucleotides. Its product is annotated as protein takeout. NCBI's taxonomy places the organism in Eukaryota, Metazoa, Arthropoda, Insecta, Diptera, Drosophilidae. Gene Ontology annotation, biological process: multicellular organismal reproductive process. The record is from RefSeq and is a predicted model, not a curated record.
AGGUACUGGAGGUGCACUUGGAAUACUAGUUGCAGAGACUAACCAUAUAGGAAUGCGUGAUAUAUUCAUCAGUCUGCUGUGUCUGCAGCUCUUCGUUGCGCUGCAGGGUCAGAUACUACCCGAUGAAAUCAAAAGGUGUCACUUUGGGGAAUCAGAAUGCAUUGUGAAGUCCAUCAAUGCUGUGAUAAAGAAUUUUCCCAGGGGCAUACCAGCGUUGGGGCUGAAACCCAUUGAUGUGGUGGACAUUAGAAACUCCAAGUUCUGGAACGACGAGAAAGUCGGCGCCUUUUGGUUGGAUUUCGAUCUGUUCAAUCAGGUGAAUUAUGGCUUCGAGAACACGACGAUAACGAAGGUUAGUGGCUUCGACGAGAAUCCCACCUCCAGCCUGAUAGAGAUUCAUGGCCGUAUACCGAGUCUCAUCCACAAGGGUAGCUACUUCUCUCAGGGAAGAGUAUGGAUCAUAGAGCUUAACUCGACGGGGGAGUCCUUUUCGGACUUUCAGAACUUUCGCUUUGUCCUCAAGCUAAAGGUGAUCAUGGAGUAUCGGAACAACAAGCGUUAUCUGAAGAUCUACGAGAUGACUCCGUUCGUCAACAUGGAUCGGUGGGUGUUUUGGCUGGACAACUUCUUCGAAUCAAAUACGGAUCUAACAAUUGCCAUUAACAAAGUGUUUAAUGAACACUGGGUGGAAUUUUGGAAUGAAUUGGAGCCUAAAAAUCUUAAAAUUUUUGCAAGCGUCUUUCGCGACAUUUUCGAGGACGUCUUUCAAAAGGUCUCCUACGACGACAUGUUCUUGCCGGUGUACAACGAGUCUGAAGUAAAUGAUUGAAAUCGGAA